GCAAAACAGGGGAAGGACCGCGGAAACGCGCUCCAAUGAAAAAGUUGACUUGUUCUCCCACCAGAUUCCCCAACCAAACGCAAUUGAUGUGAGCAGAGGUGCAUACGAGCACUUCUUUCCCCCUGUUGCACCCUCACACUGCACUUAUUCACCUUUAGUUUAUUUUUAUGAAUGAUUAUCUCUCGCAAAACAUCCUUGGAUACUUCGGCUACACCACGAACUCACCUCGGCACAUCUUUCCUGAAGUAUAAACGCCAUCAAGACUUCAACCACAAGCGCACUUGGGGAAAAUACUCUAAAAACUUCACAUUUUCUUCUCUAACUGACGCUGAAGUAAAGCUCAACAUGUCUAUCACAAGUCUGAAGUCUGAUUCCGAGACGAACAACGUUUCCAUAGAAGAGGAGGUAAGAAUAUGGUCUUUGGUGGUUUUUUUUACUUGUCAUAAAAGUUCUGUAUCAGAAUGUCUUUGUUUGGAACCGGUUGUGAGUGUGCCUACGAAGUCUAGUCUGGAAGAGAUGCAAAGUAGCCUACAAAUUGAUUUCCUCCCCCUAAUUGUAGGCUAAUUCAUGUUAGACUGAUUCAAAACCCAUUGCAAGAGAAAAAGGGUGUGAAGUUAUAUCUAGGUAUGGUUUUCUUAAGUCGUUCGUUUCCAUUGGAGGUUCUGAAAAGGGUGUGCCUCAGUUUUUUUUAAAUGGACGUUUACAUUUUUAUGAUUGAAAGUAAAAGGAUUGUUUUUUGCGGGGGUUGGUGUCUUUAAAUUAGGUCUACAGUAGAUAAUUGUUAUGGCGAACGUGAAAUAUUGGGUUAGACUAUAGCCUAAUUGCCAUGAACAUUUUGGCAGAAUUUCAGGAUUUAUUUUGAUUUAUUUGCUUUUAAAGUCUCAAAUCUAUUCAAUUUUAAAUAUUACAAUUGUAGAUCUAUAGGUUAGGCUUCAUUUUAAACAUUUUAACAAAUCCGCAGUAGGCCUAUGAAUUGAUCAGGUUUGUCUGUCCUGUAGCUUUAUGGACAGACCCACCUGAUUUCAUAUACUGCCGAUGAACUUCAGCGCACACUAUCUGCCCCCUCUUACAGAACCGGACUUUAUUUUGCCAUCACACACAUUUCGUAUCCUAAUCUGAUCUGUGGUCAGUAAAAAAUGUAAAAUGUAUUUCCAAUCUUGCAGUGUAAAUAAAUAAAAUAAAUGUCCUCUGGUCUGGACAUUAACUGGAUAGAUCCACGAAAUCCACCAACGUUGGGUAGGUAGGCUUACAGCAAGUGGAUGGAUGGAUUGCCAAAAGGACUUCAUAAUUUCCCUUGCAUAUCCCAAUCAAUUAUUUUAAUUUUGUUCCAGAUUCAACCAUAUACCUUAUUUUGCGUUUGCCUUGUAUUAUUUAGGCCCUGUAACCUACACACUUGAGUGUAUUUUUGAUUAACCUUCAACAAAUAUUCAAUUGUCCAAGAAACCAUAUUGUUCUAAGGUUAAACCAUUUUUUAAAUGACAAUCAUAAUAUGAAAUCUUUUAACAGUAAUGCUUAUUUUCUACUCCGUAGUCAGAUGUUCAAAUUAGGCCGAUGAGUUAGUCUAGAUGGGACGGGGCUGACAGUACGUGCCAUAGACUUGCAUGGGAGUUCUGUCGCAGGAGCACCUGAAAUGUUGCCGCUGUGGUUCGGAGGCGCGGGUCAAAGGAAGGAAAUGGUGUCACACUGUGCACUGUUGUCCGCCGCUGUUCCUCUGGCAGUCCAUUGUGCUGCACGGGCCUCCCCACAGAGUGGGAACCAAUGGCCCUUCUGUAGGCCUGUUUAUUUCCUCAGCCACUGCAGGCUUCAAUGGACAACAUUACAGGCCCAUGUUUGGGUUGGAUUCACAUGUGGAAAUCCGUCCCUUUUUCCCUCUCACUAAAUGGAUCGCAGCAUUUACACAGGCAGCCCAAUUCUGAUUAUUUGUUUCACUAAUUGGUCUUUUGGCCAAUCAGAUCAGCUCUGAAGAUCUGACGUAAAAAGAUCUGAUGUGAUUGGUCAAAAGACCAUUUAGUGGGAAAAAAAUAUCAAAUUGGGCAGCCUGUGUAAACGCAGCCUGAGUCAUGAGGGGCAGCACAUCACUACUUUGUUCUUAAAGACAACACCACCAUUUUAGGUCGCCGUAGCACAUCGUCCUUUGUUAUUGCUUUUUUAUGCUGCAUGUUCAAGGAUUUGGGCCGACAUCUGGGGGCUUGUAGAGUGAGCAUUCCUUCAGUAGCCUAGUCAUUGUGGUGUGGCGGUACUAGUUAGAGUGGUGUGGCGGUACUAGUUAGAGUGGUGUGGCGGUGCUAGUUAGCGUGGUGUGGCGGUGCUAGUUAGCGUGGUGUGGCGGUGCUAGUUAGCGUGGUGUGGCGGUACUAGUUAGCGUGGUGUGGCGGUACUAGUUAGCGUGGUGUGGCGGUACUAGUUAGCGUGGUGUGGCGGUACUAGUUAGAGUGGUGUGGCGGUACUAGUCAGAGUGGUGUGGCGGUACUAGUUAGCGUAGUGUUGCCCAGAAGCGCUCCAUUAUCUCUAUGUAGGAAAAUGGUUUGGUUGUGUCACUAAGCAAGUGGUAUAGAGCUUUAUUCAGUCAACUAGGAAUAGGUUAGUCUGUUAGGAGAUUAAUGUCAAAACUGUCCUUUGUACAGUACAGAAAACAUCUCAAUUUGUUUUGACAUUUCAAACUGCAUCAGAGGUGGACAAUCCUCCCCUGCCGACGACCGGUCUGUGUGCAGGUUUUAGCCAAGCAGUAACACCUGAUUCUGCAAGUUCUUGACAAUAACAGAUCGCAAAGAAUAUUUGAACAUAUCAAGACGGUGCUCCAUUUUCAGGAGCAAGAUUGUGUGCACAAUAUCCCAUAAUAUGUUAAUGAGUAGAACCUGGCCAAUGAAUCUGUCCUUCAGUCACGAUUCUAUGAUAUAUAAUAUGCCAUUUAGCAGACGCUUUUAUCCAAAGCGCCAGUCAUGCGCGCCUAUAUUUUCCGUAUGGGUGGGAGAUGAACCCACUAUCCUGGCGUUGCAAGCGCCAUGCUCUACCAACGGAACCAUACAGGACCACAUUGCCAUACAGUCUUCUCUAAUGUUCAUGACUGAUUCUAUUAAAAUGUAUAAGGGUUUUCCUAUAAAAUAAAAAUCAUUUGAAUCCUAUGCUCUGGCCGCAGUUUUUCAAGGUAUCUAGCCGUAUUUCCCCUAUCAGAUAGGAUUAAAUGCACAGAAAUAGAAUGCUGAUUCAUCCAUUCUAUUACUAUGCAUUUAAUCCUGUCCGAUAGAUGAAAUCCGGAUAGAUAACUUUUGAAAAACGGGGCCCUGGAGAUAGUCUAGACUGUUUUUCAUUGAGUUUUGUUUUCCAGGUACGAACACUCUUUGUUAGUGGCCUACCAGUGGAUAUCAAACCUCGUGAACUGUACCUGCUGUUCAGACCAUUUAAGGUAAGCAUACUCUUGGGAUUAGUUACUGAGGCGAUGGAAGAAUUUGGCCUCCAUAUUUUCGUAAUUGUCCACUGCAACGGAGACAGCAGACAGUCCACUCUUGUCAUUGGCUUUUCUGUUCCGUUUUAAUUUCCUGCAUUUUAAUUCUCAGCAUUUUCAAAUUAAAACAUUUCAUAAUGGGAAUAAACAAAGGACAUAUUAUCAGGAGUAUUCUUUGUAAACGCACGUGUCAACGGACAGCAUCGGGUGCCAAUAACGUAGCUUAGCUGAAUUUAGUCCCUUAAGUGUUUUGACGUUUUUGCAAAAGCAACAGCCCAUAUGGUUAAUUAUGUUGUGAUUAUCAUCUUACAAUACCACGGAAGACUCCAGAAAUAUUAAAAGGAGUAACACUAAAUCACUGUUCAUCUACAAUAUAUUGUUCAUUAUUAAUCUACAUGUACAGUUUCAUAACCCACCCCCACCCUCCCUCAGACCAAAAUGGAAGUGGUAGCCAUCACACAUGGAUGGUCUUGUGGAAUGUGGAAAUGAGUAGCACUGCUAUUGGCCAACUAUCCCGGUGACCCAACUCCCCUCCAGGUCAGGAAGAUUAGGAUUCUUCCAUUUCGUUUUGCGUGUGAUUCGGGCCAAGCUUUCAAAGCAGUUCUAUGAAAUCACUGAAACCAGGCCGUUCUCCAUGUCUGUUUUCAUAGAUUAGAUUCCAUUGUAUAUAUUGUUUGCCAUAGACUGGCUGUAGUCUAUACUCUCUGCUGUUGUAUCAUUCUGUAUAUUGGAUCUGAAGCUUGAUUUUGGCAGUGGACCUCCCAACCCUCCCAGCUGCUUUACUGUUUUUCCCAGAACACAAAAACCUAAGGCCCACAUGCUUUUUAAUGAUUUGUAUGAAGCAAAGUAGAUGGGAUUCAGCUGCUUCUGUUAUUAGUUGUAUGUAUUUAGUGUUACAUUUGUGUUGAAGGUGGUUUGGAUUUCCUGACAGGAUUGAAACACUCCCAACUUCACAUCGGCUUAAGUUGUUUAAUUUCCCAUGUCUGUAUAUCAGGAUUAGAAGAUCUCUCAUCCAUCAAUACCACAGUCAGGCCAACAUCCACUACAUUCCCCAGGAAUCUGACUCAUCCUGACAUCCAAACCAAAGAUUUAUUGGCCAAUUUUUAUAACAAUGACUAAGAAUGAUUCACAUUAAUAGUAAUUCACUAGCUGUUGAACAGCCUAUGAAGUUCUGGCAUAGUUCAGGAGAAGGUUGGAGCAUCAGUUCACAAACUAGUUAGACCUACACAGUAACAUAAAAUAGUUUCCUUUAAGAUGAGACAAAAAUACAUAAUUCCAGACGGUCUGUGGAUUUCACCAUUUUCUUUAUUGACAUACCUAUAUGGUUAAGCAUGUUACCGUGUGCUUAAUCAUGUGUAUGACGGCCCCCUUUCCAUGCAGCAUAUCAAGUGCGUGACCCCCAAAAUACAAGCGCCACGCUGUCAGGUUUCUCCUCAUAUGGUGAGGGGAGUGUAUGUCUGGCUUCCUGCAUGGGACUUCAUGGUUGUUAAUUGGAGGUAUUUUCUUCUUACAGGGUUACGAGGGGUCACUGAUUAAGUUGACAUCAAAACAGGUGAGAAGCUUUCUGUUGUUACUACAGCGCAAUCAUGGCCCCCUAAUGAAGGCUACAUAUGGAGUAUACCACCUUGGCUGGAGAGUGGAAUUGUUCAGUUUUCCAAUAACAAUUUGGAUUAGCUGUAAUCAAAAAGUGGUACAUAGCUAAUUUAAUGUAGGAUUGCUAACAUUGGUCUAGUUAAUCAUUUUUCAAUAGGUAACAAAACCUUCCCAUGCAGUUGUCACACAUUCAUCUAAUAAGAUUAAACCUUUAUGUGGUUUAGCUUUUGUUGUGAAAUUGUUUCAAACUGAUUGGAAAAAGUGAUUUACUUAUUAUUAUUAUUAUUGCGAUCCGUUUGCGCUCGCCUUGUCUAAUGCAUUUAUGAUUCAGUCACACUGUAUUCUGACCAUUUACCUCAAGUGCACUUGGCCAGUGUUGUUCCUGUGCUAACCUGUGGAGGUGGACGUUAGGCCCCUCUGUCUGAGUGUUCUCUCCUCUCUUCCAGCCAGUUGGGUUUGUCACCUUCGACAAUCGGACUGGAGCCGAAGCUGCCAAAAACGCAUUAAACGUAAGCAUCAGACCAGGCGGACAGUGUUGACAGUAGCCGUGAAUUGUUGCAAUGGCUUCAUCCUCCCUGGACACAAGGACUUUGCCCAAAAUGUGUUGCGUUGUUUGUUAUUUUGUGGCAUAUACAGUAGUUACUCGGUAACACUUUACGUAAAGCCUGCAUGUUUUGUGCUUUAUAACUUGGUAUAAGCAUAAGCCUUUUUAUAAUGUCUGUAACCAUUAGAAGAUUACACCUAAAGGUGGCAUACAUGAUCAUGACGUCAUCGAGUCUUACAGAACUGUCAUAAUGCGUUAUACCUGCAGGCUUUGUGUUAGCGUUACUUUGACUCUGUCUCCUCUGUCCUGUUUCUAACCUGUAAGGUAUGGAUGGGGGUUCACUGCUGGGCUAACUGAUCUCGUCUGAUCACUCAAACAAAGCAUUUUCUCUUACAAUUCAAGGGCAGGGCCAUUUUUGGAAACAGAGACCAGAAUCCUGUAGACUUACGGUAGUUAACCUUGGUAUAAUUGAACACAUCUUUCGUAAUACGGUACAGCUCUCCUAAUUUGCAUAUCACUGCUUAGCCAUAUAAAUAGAUCAUUACAGAGCUACAUUGAUAGUUUUGAACACCUUCUGUAAUAUAACCUCUUACUGUCACUAUGUAGCCACAAUGGCCGUAUCUAACACAGCUCUCAUAGCAUAGUCUUCCUCAUAUGGACGUCACAGCCUGUAGCCACAUAAGCAGUCUCACACUCACACACCAACAUACUCACCUGCAUGUGGGCACAAUGCUUAGGGCACAGAAACACAACCAGGGUCAACCACAUCCAAGGCCAAGUCUUUCACAGCUUCCUCUCCUCCUCGUCUUCUCUCGUCAUGAAAGGGCUCGAUAUGGUGGAAGCAAUAGGCUGAGUACCUAUCCACACCCUGUGCCCUUAAGUGGUCAUGGAGAGGAGAAUACUAGUGCCCUGUAGACUACUUUAAAAAGGAUGCAUCCUUCCACCCUUUUCCUCUUUGACGUCGUCACUGAUCUGAUGCGGUUGGAUUGGUCGAGACAAUAGGGGAAACUUUACUUUUCUUAUCCAGUCACGUAUAGAUCAGUGGUUACCUUAAUGAAGGUGGGGAAACAAGGACGCAUUGGACAAGUAUUGGAGCGGGGCCAAUGGAGAGGGGGUCAUGUAAGGCUGAGACACACUUGCCCUAGGCCUAGACUCACCUAGGCCGCCUCCUUUACAAUCCUGUGUCCCCGUCUCUCCUCUCAGGGCAUCCGUUUUGACCCUGAGUGCCCCCAGACCCUGCGGUUAGAGUUUGCUAAAGCCAACACGAAGAUGGCAAAGAGUAAGCUGAUGGGCACACCGAACCCCACUAAUAUCCACCCUGCUCUAGGAGCUCACUUCAUUGCACGGGACCCAUGUAAGUUGUUACGGCUUCACAACAACACUAUAGCCUCUACCCACUCUCACCACUGUGCCAAUCCUCAGUUACCCCCCCCCCCCUCUCUCUCUUGCUGGGCGCGUUGAAGUAAAACCCACAAUUGGGUGGAAUAAUGAGCUAAAGACUAACUCACCUGCCACAUGCAUGCCUCAUCGGACUGUAGAUGUAGUUAUAAUUUUUUUUCUUCAAUCUAGAAUUUCUACAGUGUCUGUGCUAGUCUGACUCGGCCUAGACUGCAGGUGCCCCCUCUGUUGCCCAUGCACCUGCUUGUUGCCCCUGGGUGAGGAGUGGCACUGGAUGGCCCCGGCCUAGUUAAUGACCUUAUUGAUGUUUAAAUGGUACUGGGAUGACUUCUACCGGGCUUAGUUGUUAUAUUGAUUUGACUUAAAAUCCCAUAAGACCACAAAUGUAUGACUGUAAUUGCUUAACUUCGCUGACUGUAAGUUGGGAUUACUGUCAGCACAUGUAUGUAUGCCAUACUUUUUAUCUGAAAUAUUAACGCAAAGAGGAAAGCAAGACAAUGACGACUUUCCCUACUUCAACUUUACAGUUCACAUGUACUACAUAGAGGAUUCAGUAGGGUUCUGAGUAGUGUUCUAGUUGGUCUUUCAGCUGUCAUUCAGUUAGCAGCUUCUAAUCACUACUGAUAAUGUCAAUGGGGCAUUUGCACAGAUGGUGGUUAUACCCAAUACUGUGUUUUCCCCCAUUUUUUUGCCUCCUGCAUGUUUCCAGAUGACCUGACGGGGGCAGCGUUGAUCCCAGCGUCCCCGGACGCGUGGACCCCGUACCCCCUGUACACCACGGAGCUGACCCCCGGGCUCCCUCACGGCGCCUUCACCUAUCCAGCGGCGGCUGCUGCUGCUGCUGCCCUCCACGCCCAGGUACGGGACCAACCGGUCUCUUUCCUCUUCUCCCCUCUCCUCUCCACUCACUGCAGUUCAGUAAGAAUGGAGGCCAAUAGGCUCUUCCUUGUGCUCUUGACAUCCUCCCAGCGACUGUCAUUAGCCCAAUUCAAUGCCUUGCCACCGUCCGUAAAGGUCGACUCAGCGAUACGACGCCAUCAAACACGUUGGGGUGACUUCCCGCUUGCAGAUGUCAACGGCAACAGAAUUGUUGGCUCUUUUGCAUACUUCCUUGAAGCAUGUCAACUAGGACAAGCUGUUAGUGGCAGUCUUGGCAGAUUAGAAUUGUAUUGUUUUCUGUGAACAGGAAAUUGCCCCGCUGUGUAUGUCAUAUAGUCUUCAAAGCAACUUAUACCACAGAGGAAGUUAUUUCUGACUCACUGAAUAAUUGUUCUCUAUUCUGUUCUCUACGCUAGUAGCAUCCAUUCCUCUGUUCUCUACGCUAGUAGCAUCCAUUCCUCUGUUCUCUACGCUAGUAGCAUCCAUUCCUCUGUUCUCUACGCUAGUAGCAUCCAUUCCUCUGUUCUCUACGCUAGUAGCAUUCAUGUCCUGACAGACUCCUCACACCACAUACUUCCAUCUCCUCACAGCCCCUCCCAUUGGUUCUCACCAGUCACAGCCCCUCCCAUUGAUUCUCACCAGGGAAGAGCCCCACUGCUCCGUAGGUGUCUGGGCCUGAAAGCUGCAAGUGUGACUGGAGGCUUUAAUGCAUCCUCACCUUCAGAGUUCACUUCCUUCCUGCUAAGUCAGUAUGCAGCCUCACACCGUAGGGUCAUUAGGGAGAGGAGUCCAUAGAGAUCCUAUUAAAUUACUUAUUCUAAAUUUAUGGAGGAGACACUCCUACCCAGUGGUGGAAAUGGACUUGACUCAGUUAGGGCAACCCAGGUAGGGAGGUCCGGUGACAGACUGAUGGACGUAUCGCCGGCAACACAGUUUACACACAGAAUCCAGGGGCCACGUUCAGUGGGAAAACAUUGUGACCCGUUGCGGCUAGAAAUAUCAUGAACAGAUGUAAUUCAGCCACAGUUAAUGUCAGAGGCAUGUUUGUUCUUUUAUAUAUUCCUAUCCAAACGUUCGACAAUGUCGUGCCUUGUUGAACGUGGCCCCGUUCUAGGGGGUUCCCCCUCAAUUCCACCACUGCUUCUACCUUCGAGUGAGACUGUCUUGGGAGGAAACUAGCAAAUGAUAAAGAAGCUAGCUAUAGGACCCUUCAACCAGCCUUUCCAUUGGUGUGUUGUAGGAAUGCUCUCAAAGCAAACUGAGGCAGAAAACACUGGGUGAAGUCCUUCCAUUGAUAGCUAAUUGCUGUCUGCAUGCUGGUAUAAUGGUACAGUGGGCUACACUGCAGUUGUCCGGUCCAGCAAGAAUAGUGGAAAUGGUUUCUGCCACGGGUCAUUUGAAGUUCCACGCCGAGGUAACUUCCUUGUGUAAUGUAUGAAAACAGUGGAGUGUUACUCUGUGAAAUGGGCAGCGAUUGUGGCCUUUUUCUUUGGGCAAAACAACCUCAGAGAAAUGUGUGGUAUUUACUGGGAGAGAACUGUCGGUCAUGACGAUCUUCUUUGGAGGUGCCAACUUACUGUCCACGUCCUUGCUUGGAACAAAAGCUUUUCUGUUAGAAAUGCAAAGGAGAGGGUUCCUAAUUGCCAUCUGAUGAAGGAUCCCGCAAAUGCUCUGAAUUUGCUCCCACCAACACUCCUGUCCAAUGGAUGAAUGAGGAAAUACACUGAACUUGGUAUAGUUGUCAAACCACCAAUGAAUUGUAAGGGCUCCAAAACCAAAGCUUACCGUACAAUUAUCAGGGGUUCACCCUCUCGCGGUCAAAAUUCAGGUUUCUUUUGUUUGAUGAAAUCCUAAGGCAAUAACUUGUCUACAAAGCAUGAACCGUUGUUCUUGUAGAUUUUGUACCGUGUCAUGAUUGACCUCACUUUAGUCCAACCAAACUAGUUUGACCAGAGGUAUGGGAAGGUAGUCGUCACUUAAUUAGUUACCUUUUUAAGAUGGAAAUGUUUAACACAUGGAAUAGCUUGCUUGUCUCAUUUCCAUUAAGGUCUUGUUAUGACAUUGUUGUGCAUUGUCAUAAUAGGGCAGCUGUGACCCACAUUCCCAUGGUCUUUGAAUGACCAGCGCUUAAAGGGACAGUUCAUCCAAAUCUGUUUAAAUGCAUUUAUACUUUUAGAGCUUUUCAAUGGGUGAGAAGACUUCAGUCCACAAUUUGGAAAAAGUUAAUUUCCCUUUCCGUUUAAAAUCUUGUUUCCGACAGUCCUCUUGUUGGAAAAUCUUACAGGUUGCGAUCAAUUGUUAUUCUGUCUGACUUUGGUUUCUUUGAUCUCUCUAGAUGCGCUGGUACCCUACUCCAUCUGAAACUAACCAGCCAGGAUGGAAGUCCAGGCAGUUCUGUUAGAUAUUUAGUGAGUAUCUUUUAUACAAGUGCUUUAAUCAAAGGUUUUUCAGAACAUGCAAUAUGGAUGACAUUAAACUGAUUGAAAAAUGACAACUUUUUUUUUGUUGUCCAAUUUCCCCCUUCAGAUGUAUUUUGGGAUCCAGACCUUCUCCGUCCAGUUGAAGGAAGGUUUUACUGAGCUCAUCAUUAAUUUAAUCAGGUUUAUUUAAUGGACAAAUGUGCAUUACGGACCUAUUUAUGUUCUCUGGCUUCUCUGGAGGGGUCUGAACUGACAACACCUUGCUGUCGACAGAUUGAGCUGAUGAUUCCUUUUGGCAACUAUUCCGGUACCAUCUUAGCACUUCCAACCCUCACGCGAGCCAAGUCAAUGCAAUGGGUCAUUAUUUGCUGAAGAAAAUAACAUCCUGAAGAAGUUAUACAUUAUAAAGCUACUCCUUGGGUUAUGGCUCAGAGGUUAGAGCUGUCAUUGCAUGUUGAAGUAUUUUUGGCAUGAAUUAGAAAGCAGAGUUCUGUGUAUCCUCGUUUUUCUUAGUGCUUGUGUUGCCUCUUUACCUGGACUUAGAGUCUAGACAAUGAAUCCCCUUUGCUUCCUGUGUAUUUCUGGUCGUACAAGUGAAAGAUGGACUGUUGUGUAGAUGGCUCCUCUUGCAUGGACCUUUUAGAAUGCACCCCUAGGUUCUGACAAUCCCAGUCUCUCCCAAAAUAUCAAUGUCUAUAAAGAGUAUAUUUGAGCAUAUACAAAGUACAAGUAUUUUUGUACUUUUGUUUAAUGUAUAUUUAUGCAUUUUUUUUGUGCUAAUAAAUAAUGAUUCUGUAUAUGUUUGUUUAGGAGUAUUUUGUGUUUUGGUGGUGUUUUGAUCUAUAAUCCUGUUUAAGUACUUUAAAAAAAGUGCAAUUGUAUUUGUUUUAUGAGGGAGGUCUCCUGAAAUACUCAAGAAUUCUAAAAGUGGCCCAUGUGCCAUUUGGACUGCUAAAAAUUUGAUUGCUGAUUUUUCAGAAUGUGAAACUGGACUACAGACAUGAAGGGGUUGCUUUUGGGGGCCAUUUUUAAAUGGCCCAGUAGGAUUAGGUGGAUGGAGAAAUUUAAGUUUGCAGUUUAGAAAAUGUUUGUCUCUGUAUCUGCUGAACAUGAGAUGUACAACUGUUCCCGUUUUAUGAAUUAAACAAAGUGAAUGCA
Coregonus sp. 'balchen' is the source of this 11434-nucleotide messenger RNA. Lineage: Eukaryota; Metazoa; Chordata; Actinopteri; Salmoniformes; Salmonidae. The record is from the annotation of a GenBank genome assembly.